Molecule: messenger RNA, 2907 nt
Organism: Durusdinium trenchii
Lineage: Eukaryota; Dinophyceae; Suessiales; Symbiodiniaceae
Source: the annotation of a GenBank genome assembly
AUGUCGCUCAGCAGCAUGGAGUCUGGUGAGGAGGACUCCAUAGAGGAGGAGUUGCUUGAGCCAAGGCCCCCGAAUCUUCUCCAGAGGGGCCUUUGCGCGGUGAGCGGCGCUUUGGCCAUCGGCUUUGUGAUGCUGAUGAUGUCUGGGCACCGGCAGGCAUUCCUCUACAAGAUGCCAGCGAUGAACCAUAUGGCUGGCUUGGAUGAUGCUGAGGACCUCACUCGCACGCGCUAUGGCACGGUGGAUGAAGGGAUCUACACCUUCGGUGCGCCUGGCACCGCCAGCCGUGCGCUUCCGGAUCUGAGCCACGAGGAUGGCUGCUUUGCGGGAUUGCGCGUGUGGGCGGAGGAUGUUCUUCCAGGCAAUACCAAGCAGGAAGACGGAGCAGCCAUCAGCGACCAACUGGAUCAUCCACAUGUUGCAACCCUGCGACUACAUGAUGAGCAGCACGACUCGCACUACAAACCCUGCCCAGGAGAGCAGAAGGAGCCUUUCUCGACUGGCAACAAGUUUGCAGAGUGGCGGCUCCACUGGGAGCCCAUCUAUAAGCCCCGCCUGGGCAACGUCUCCCUACUGGGAAAGAAGGUUGCCAAUCAGGCUCCCUUCAGUGUAGCUUAUGGCUACAAUCGCAUUGCCUACAAGCAAUAUGACAGCACCGAGCAUGCCAAGGCCCACAUCCAGCAAAGGCUGGGGGAGAGCUGGAAGAUCGUGGCCAGAUGGACCCUGGUGCAGGGUUCUGCUUCCAUGUACGAUGAGGAUCCGUUGAUGCUGGUGCAGGACUCUGAGACGCAGCGCUGCGUCCUCGCCUUUGCCGGCAUCAACAACUACGGCAACGAGUUGGCUACGGCCACGGAUGUGCGCACCAGUGACUUUUGCGGCUUCGAGGGCGUCCACGUCGGCUACCGAGACGAGCUUCGAAGGAUUAUGCAGUUUGUGUUCCCGCACGUGCGUCCACUGAUGGGCAAGUGCAGUCACGUGGCCUGCACGGGGCAUUCCAUGGGUGGCUCCCUGUGCGACCUCUUUGCAGCCUGCGCCAACAGCCAACGCUUUGAGGAUCCGGACUUCAAGGCCGUUUCCUGGUUGAAGGAGACUCCAGCUGUACUGCCUGAGAUCUCCGACUGCGGUGGUGUCCACUACUCUGAGGAGGCGGAGCAUCGAUGCCAAUGCCCUCCAUGUCCCAAGAGUAGCUUCCUGCAAGGGCGUCAGACGCAGCAUGAGGAGAACGGCUCCUCCAGCCUUCUCACUGUUACCCUGACUACAGUUCCAACUGUGAGCCGAUCUGAGCUGAUCUCAGCUGAUGCUUUGAACCCGAGGGACCUGACGCCGCUGGGCACAGAGGUGAGCAUGAAGUCCAAGACUUCGAAAGGAAGUUCAGCCUGGACCAACGCGCUGGCCGCGGCCCUGGCGGCCUUGGGAGGCCUCGCCCCACGUGCUCCCGCCCGGACGGAGGAGCGACUCGUGGGGCGGAUCAAGAGGUUUAUGGACGUCCCCAAUGGCUAUGGCUACGGCUUCAUUGAUUGCGAGGAGACCAAAUUGCGCUUCAGCCGCGAUGUCUACCUUCAUCGAAAUCAGAUGGAAGGCUUGCAAAUCGGUGAUGAGGUGAGCUUUUCCUUGAUGUUCAACAGCAAGGGCGAGCCACAGGCACGCAAUGUAACCAAGUUGGAGGAUAUGGUGACCCAGCCCUUGGUGGUGAAGGUGGGCGAACGCAAGAUGAGGUUCUGCGCCCCGCUUGUCCGGCGACAUACGAGCCCUAGAGAUGCCCAAGCUUCGUCAGUCACCAGCUUCAACGAAGCGACCAACGGGCGCCUUGGUGGGCCCUUCCAUGAUGGCUCAAGCAUGGAGAUGGUCGGCCAAGAGAGCCAAACGAUUGAGUCAUGCACGCGGACGUCCGCAGACGUGAUUUUCUUCGACAGUUUCGCAUACGACUUCACAAGAGGUGCUGAAAGCAGAGCUGUUACCAUAUUUGGUAGAACCAUACGAGUCAUGCUCUUGUCCAUCUCUGGCAUCGAGCUGUGCACAGUCGACGUGCCAGCAGAGAUCACCGUGAGAGGCCUCAAAGACCAGGUCUUCCGCACGGGCGCGUGCAGCGUGACGGUGGCGGAUCAGAUCUGCUUUGGUGCGGAAAUCUGGGCGGAGGAGAGCCAACCCUUCAAGCAGCUGGACGCGGCCGAACACCAGGUGGAAGUCACCUGGGUGAAGAAGGAAGGCAGCCGCCAAGAAGGUGAUUGCUUCUUCUACACAGGGCCCAGCGUGCAGAAUCUCACACCAGAAUCAUCGAUUGAGCAUGGUGCCCUUUGCCGGAUUGUGCUCGCACCGGACAAGAUCACACGCGACUAUUGUCACGUGGAGUUUCCAGACUCGCGCAGCGCGCGCACGAAGUUCAUGGUGCACCAGGAGCAGCUGUCGCGCAGCGCACCUCAGCCUCCCACGGUCGCCGAGCUCAAGGACCAGGGUGUCAAGGUGGGUGAACGCUUCUUCUACGGUGGCCCUCUUCGCUUUCAAGGACUUGGCAUUCUACGGAGUGGAGCCUUGGGAGAGGUCGUCGACGCUGGCCUGAUUGAAGGGAGUGUCCGCUUGCACUUCCAUGGCUUCCCAGCGCUGUGCUCGGUGGAGCAUCAACAUUUGUGGACUCAAAUGCCUCCCAGUCGGCUGGCCGAACUGUGGGAUCGCUGGCUAUGGCAUCCAUUGAAGGGUCUGCAGUCCCCAGCACAUCGGCAUGCACCUCAAAGUCCAAGUUUAUAUGACCUUUUGCCACGCAGCCUGCGAUGGGCACUGAGAUCCUCUGGUGGCAAAGUCCUUCUCUUGUUUGCGUUGUGUUUUCUCCCCGUUUUGGCACGUCGUUUCGCUGGAAGAGUUCGACUCCGACAACUGAUGCUGAAGACAAUGAGACGCUCGAAUGGGAGUUGA